AUGGACGAAAGCGGGGUGCCCCGGAGCAUCUGGGAUGGAGACGCCAAAGCCGUCCAGCAAUGCCUGACGGACAUUUUCACCAGCGUCUACACCACCUGCGACAUCCCGGAGAACGCCAUCUUCGGUCCCUGCGUGCUCAGCCACACCUCGCUCUACGACAGCAUCGCUUUCGUGGCGCUCAAGUCCACGGACAAGAGGACCGUCCCCUAUAUAUUCCGGGUGGAUACCUCAGCGGCCAACGGCUCCUCCGAAGGCCUGAUGUGGCUUCGCUUGGUCCAAUCAGCUCGGGACAAAGAGGAACAGAACCUGGAGGCCUACAUCAAGAACGGACAGUUGUUUUACCGCUCCCUGCGGAGAAUUGCCAAAGAUGAGGAGUUGUUGGUGUGGUACGGGAAGGACCUGACCGAGCUGUUGCUGCUGAGCCCCAUGAGGUCCCAGAGCAAGAUGAAGGUUUCGUCUCCGCACACCUGCCUGGACUGUGGACAGCGUUUCCAAUUCGAGUUCCCCUACGUGGCGCACCUGCGGUUCCGCUGCCCGAAGAGGCUGCCCGGGGCGGACAGCAGCCCAGCCCAGGACCCCAGCCCCAAAAACAGCAGCCCCAAGGAGCACGAAGGCGCCAGCAAGUUCCAGGGCAAACCGGCCGGAGGUGGCCAGAUCCAGCCCCCCACCCACCGCCACCACUAUCACUGCGGCCAAGACAGCAACGGCGUCGUGACCAAGCCGUCCACGGACUUCCACAACCUGGCCAGAGAGCUGGAGAACUCGCGACCGAGCAGCGGCAGCGUGUCUCCCGGCAGUCGGGAGCAGCAGCAGCAGCCGGCGGCCGGCCUCGACGGCCACGCCAGCCCCGGAGGCAAAGCUAAGCGGAAAUACUCCGGAGGAGGAGACACCUUGGCCGAAGAGCGAGGCCCGUCGGGGCCCAGGGGGCGCUUGGAGAGGCCGAUCCCUUCCUCGCCCAAGGAGGAGCUGGUCUGCACCCCGCAACAGCAAUACCGGCCGGCGGGGAGUUACUACGGCUUGGACGACGCCAGCCGCCUCUACCGGCCGCCCAGCCCGGACACCGGCGACGCCAAGAGAAGCGCCUUCGUGGAGGUGAAGAAAGCCUCGCGCGGCGUGGACAACACAGCCGGUGGGGACGAGGAGAAAGAACAAGGCUCCCCGGCAGGCGGCGGCGGCGGCUCCGGCUCCUCCUCGACCGCGGACAAGCCGCCUCUGUCCUCGCUGCUGGGCGGCCGCUCCGCGGGCAGCGCCUUCUCCACCGUGCCCUCCUCUCAGGCCUCCGGCGCGGGCAACCCCGAGGAGCGCAAGAGCGCUUUCUCGCAGCCGGCGCGCUCCACUUUCUCGGCGCAGCUGGUGCUGGGACAGAAGUUGAGCGCACUGGUGGAAGGAGGAGCAGGAGGCGGCGGCGGCGGAGGAGGCUGCCACCCGGGCGCAGAAGGAGCCGCGCGUCUUUACGCAUCGGAGCCGCACAAGCUGCCCGGGGCGCCUGGAGAGCUCGGCAGCGGGACAGGUGCGGCGGGAGGAACAGCAGGAGGAGGAGGAGGAAGUGAAGGAGCCGCUGGAGGAGUCGGGCCGGGCGGAGGAGUCGGAGGAGGAGGUGGGCUGCCCAAGCAGAGUCCCUUCCUCUACGCCACCACCUUCUGGCCCAAGAGCUCGGCGGCGGCCGUGGCUGCGGCGGCGGCGGCGGCGGCCGCGGGCCCCCUCCAGCUCCAACUGCCUUCGGCUCUGACGCUGCUGCCGCCCUCCUUCACCUCGCUCUGCCUGCCGGCUCAGAACUGGUGCGCCAAGUGCAACGCCUCUUUCCGCAUGACGUCCGACCUGGUGUACCACAUGCGCUCCCACCACAAGAAGGAGUACGCGCUGGAGCCGCUGGUGAAGAGGCGGCGGGAGGAGAAGCUCAAGUGUCCCAUUUGCAACGAGUCCUUCCGCGAGCGCCACCACCUCUCGCGGCACAUGACGUCGCACAACUAA
This is a messenger RNA of Notechis scutatus (mainland tiger snake), 1971 nucleotides long. RefSeq names its product PR/SET domain 8 (gene PRDM8). Gene Ontology annotation, cellular component: nucleus. The record is from RefSeq and is a predicted model, not a curated record. NCBI's taxonomy places the organism in Eukaryota, Metazoa, Chordata, Lepidosauria, Squamata, Elapidae. Gene Ontology annotation, molecular function: protein binding. Gene Ontology annotation, biological process: regulation of DNA-templated transcription; oligodendrocyte development.